AUGUCAUCUAUUAAUUCCGUGUCACUACCAAACAUUAAAUCACAAAUACAAAAUGUUAAUAACGCAGUUUAUGGCUUAUUUCAAAAAAUAACUCAAGUAAAUAACGAUUUAUUAAAUGACCAAGGCAUCAUAAAGGAUCUAUUAAAUGAAACUUAUGUUCAAGCAAAUUAUAUGGAAGCUGCUCAUCAAUUCUAUGAUGCGGCAUCUCGUGGACAGACUGAUGAUAUAAGGAAAUUUGGUGAUACAGUAUUUCUGAAGUAUUAUUAUGAUUUGAUACUAUCAUUUGAAAGUAGAUUGCAACAAUAUGAAAUAAACAUUGAGGAAUUAGAUCGACAGAUUCAAUGGUUAAAUAGCAAAAAUAAAAGUGAAAGCGGUGAACAAGAUCUUAAGGCAUUGUCAGAGUCUUUACGUAAUCAACAUGACACUUUGAUGUCAAUGACUGGUAAAGUAGCUUUAAUGCAUGAAAAUGUUGAAAAGUGA
Entrophospora sp. SA101 is the source of this 480-nucleotide messenger RNA. The record is from the annotation of a GenBank genome assembly. NCBI's taxonomy places the organism in Eukaryota, Fungi, Glomeromycota, Glomeromycetes, Entrophosporales, Entrophosporaceae.